CAGAGAAUGCGUAUGAUCUUACAGUGAAUAAAGAACAGAAGAAGAAGAAGAUGAUGAUGAUGAAGAAACAACUGUUGAUUUUAUAUGGUUAAAUAGAGAGAGAGAGAGAGAAUUGGGGUUUUGGGUUUGCGCGCUAAGAUGUCAGGAGAGGACGAGGCUCUUCUCCUGAGAUCCUCUAACGACAUUAACAAAGACGAAAAUGGUGGCGCUUCUGCAGAGAACGGCAGUGACUUGGAAGCUCAAGAUGGAAUGAGCAGCAGAAAGAACAGUAUCAGUCCGACCAGUAGAAGAGGAGGCAUCGGAGGCUUCAAAGAUCUGCUGAUCAAGCAUUUGGACGGCGCAGGAGGGCUCUCCGGUCGCCGGCUCAGUUUCAAGCGCGGUCGAGAAAACCACAAUCACAGAGAGAUUAGAGAGCCGCGUUCCCCUGUAGAUCCCCACCAUCAACAUCAUAAUCAUCAGCAGCAUCAUGAGCCCUUGGCCGGCAUGGAUGGGAAUGAUGAGCUUGCCGAUAGUGCCCCUCCCGAGUGGGCUUUGCUUCUCAUUGGUUGCCUUCUUGGCCUCGCCACCGGUCUCUUUGUCGCGGCUUUUAACAAAGGGGUACAUGUUAUACAUGAAUGGGCCUGGGCUGGUACUCCAAAUGAUGGUGCUGCAUGGCUCCGUCUGCAGAGACUGGGUGAUACUUGGCAUCGAAUUCUUUUAAUACCGGUCACGGGUGGGGUUAUUGUUGGCAUGAUGCACGGUUUACUUGAAAUAUUGGACCAGAUAACGCAGUCCAGUUCCUCUCAAAGACAGGGUUUUGAUUUACUUGCUGGAGUUUUUCCCACAAUAAAGGCUGUCCAGGCGGCUGUCACUUUAGGUACUGGUUGUUCUUUGGGUCCUGAAGGCCCUAGUGUAGAUAUUGGAAAAUCUUGUGCCAACGGAUUCUCAUUAAUGAUGGAAAACAACAGAGAAAGGAAGAUUGCCCUUGUUGCAGCAGGUGCAGCGGCUGGAAUUUCUUCAGGGUUUAAUGCAGCAGUUGCUGGUUGCUUCUUUGCUAUUGAAACCGUGUUAAGGCCUCUUCGAGCAGAAAAUUCACCUCCAUUUACAACUGCAAUGAUUAUAUUGGCUUCUGUUAUAUCAUCCACCGUAUCUAAUGUUUUACUUGGGACUCAAUCAGCCUUUACUGUGCCUGCAUACGAUUUGAAAUCUGCAGCUGAACUACCUCUGUACCUGAUAUUGGGCAUGCUAUGUGGUGCUGUAAGUGUCGCCUUCACUCGCUUGGUUGCUUGGUUCACAAAGUUCUUUGACUUUAUCAAGGAAAAACUUGGCCUUCCUGCUGUUGCCUGCCCUGCAUUAGGUGGUUUAGGAGCUGGUAUAAUCGCUCUUAAGUAUCCUGGAAUUCUGUACUGGGGUUUCACAAAUGUUGAAGAAAUCCUGCAUACUGGUAGGAUUGCUUCGGCUCCUGGAAUCUGGCUGUUAACUCAAUUGGCAGCAGCCAAAGUUGUGGCAACAGCUUUAUGCAAGGGUUCUGGGCUUGUAGGUGGCCUAUAUGCACCAAGCUUGAUGAUUGGUGCUGCUGUUGGUGCUGUGUUUGGGGGUUCAGCUGCAGAACUGAUAAAUUCAGCCAUUCCAGGAAAUGCUGCUGUUGCCCAGCCACAGGCUUAUGCGCUGGUUGGAAUGGCUGCUACACUAGCUUCAGUUUGUUCGGUGCCAUUGACAUCAGUCCUACUUCUGUUUGAGCUGACAAAAGAUUACCGGAUAUUGCUUCCUCUCAUGGGAGCUGUUGGAUUGGCAAUUUGGGUUCCCUCUGUGGUAAACCAGCCAAUGGAGACUGAACCAUCUGAUACACGGAAUUCAGCAAGAGUAUAUUCUGUUGUUUCGGCCGCUGAAGAGAGAGAUGAAGUUAUGCGGAGACAACUUGAUAGUGGACAUGAUUUGGAACUCUCUGUAAUAGGAAACACUUCUGACUCCAAAACAGUUAGUGAAGAAUUGCUUCUGGAAGAUCUAAAGGUUUCACAGGCCAUGUCAAAGAACUAUGUGAAAGUUCCUGUGAGUGUAACUAUGAAAGAGGCAAUAAAAUGCAUGCGUGACAAUCAUCAGAAUUGUGUGUUGGUGGUUGAUGAUGAAGAUCUUCUUGAGGGAAUAUUAACAUUUGGUGAUGUUAGACGGUUUCAAUCAAAGAAGUCUAGCGAUACAUCCAAGAGCGAUUGUGGAUUUUUGGAUGCAAAUACAUGCCUUGUUUCCUCUGUUUGUACUCGAGGAAUUAGCUAUUGUGGGCGAGCACGUGGUAUAUUUACCUGUUAUCCGGACACAGAUUUAGCAAUGGCCAAGGAACUAAUGGAGGCGAAAGAUAUCAGGCAGUUGCCUGUGGUUAAGCGUGUCAGAGAACCAUCGAAAGAAAUAAAGCGAAGAAUAGUAGCUAUUCUUCAUUAUUCUUCAAUCUUGAACUGUCUCAGAGAGGAGAUUAAAUCACGGGAAAUCAGUCAAUCAACAUAGAAAAGAGAAUCUCGAUGAGGUUACCAAUGGCCUUUACAGUGCCGUUGUCAAACCAUAAGGCGGGACUGCCACUGAAAAGGAGAAGAUCAAAGCUCCAAGCAAAGCUGAGGAAAAGAAAGUUAAUCAGUCGGACUAGUUUUUCCUAUGCAUUUUGGAAUUUGACCUCCAAAUGAGGUUGAUGAUGAAGUAUACAUAUAUAUAUAUAUAUAUAGAUUUCCUGGCCCUUCAUUUGAGGGUUCAAAUUUCGCAAGGGGGUUUUAUUUUUUUGAUACCACAUAUUCUUCUAUGUAAACUACCAAUUUGUUCAUUGUACAUGGAAAGUACAAUUCAUAUGAUGUAAGUUGCAUUACGUAACCUCAUAACUGAAGUUCAUGACGGAAGCAGUAUGGUUGGAAGACAUGAACGAAAUACAAAUCACGAGUUGAAUGAAAAGAGCUGUUAAAAUCCAAAGGGGAUU
Molecule: messenger RNA, 2932 nt
Organism: Prunus persica (peach)
Lineage: Eukaryota; Viridiplantae; Streptophyta; Magnoliopsida; Rosales; Rosaceae
Product: chloride channel protein CLC-f
Exons: 9
Coding region: 139-2475 (778 amino acids)
Biological process (GO): chloride transport; transmembrane transport
Cellular component (GO): Golgi apparatus; membrane; chloroplast
Molecular function (GO): voltage-gated chloride channel activity
Source: RefSeq, a predicted model, not a curated record